Messenger RNA from Neurospora hispaniola, 1284 nucleotides. RefSeq lists its product as uncharacterized. Gene Ontology annotation, molecular function: glutaminyl-peptide cyclotransferase activity; zinc ion binding. Lineage: Eukaryota; Fungi; Ascomycota; Sordariomycetes; Sordariales; Sordariaceae. The transcript has 2 exons. The record is from RefSeq and is a predicted model, not a curated record. Bases 1 to 1284 code for a protein of 427 amino acids.
AUGGUGACGAUGGCACGGCACAUUGGGCUUGACCCGAACAACCACCAGUGGCACCGCUCUUCAACCUCACUCUCACGCCAUCUCCUCUCCGCCCUCCUUCUCACAACCACCAUCACCACGGGUGUACACGCCUACACCCCUCUUUCCACCUGCACCCUCCAACACCUCCCCUCCGGGCCCUCCUCCGACUUCGACAUCCACAAUGGCUUCGGGUCUAGCUCUCUCCUCGCCCCCAUCCUAAUCCCACGCGUCCCCGGCACCGAAGGCUCUCGCCUCGUCCAACAGCACUUUGUCGAUUUCUUUUCUUCCCAACUACCCGACUGGACGCUCGAGUGGCAGAAUUCAACCUCCACGACGCCCGCAACAGGGUCCCAGCUCAUCCCGUUUGCGAACUUGAUUCUACGAAGGGACCCACCUUGGGCAAAGGCCGGGAAUGUGAAGAGGUUGACGCUCGCGGCGCAUUAUGAUAGUUUGUUUAGACCGGAGGGGUUUAUCGGGGCUGUGGAUAGCGCGGCGCCUUGUGCUAUUUUGAUGGCGGUGGCGAGGGCGGUGGAUGGGGCGUUGGGGAGACGGUGGGAAGGGGUUAUGGCCGCGAAGGAGAAGAGGGAGGCAGGUGGGGAGCGGGAUGCUGGUGAUGGGUUGGAGGAUGAGGAAGGCGGGGAGGAGGAGGAGGAGGAGAAGGGAGUGCAGAUUGUGCUGUUCGAUGGCGAGGAAGCUUGGGAGAGGUGGACGAAUACGGAUUCGACUUAUGGCUCUAGAGCACUGGCCGAAGCGUGGCAAUCAUCUCCAUACGAGGCCUCAUCAACCCACUCCAACCAGCUAGAGUCCAUCAGCCUGCUCGUGCUCCUGGAUCUCCUGGGAGCGGGCAACCCCCGGAUUCCGUCCUACUUCUGGGACACGCACGGGGCGUACAGAGACUUGGCCAAGAUCGAGACCAGGCUACGAAAGCUGGGGGGGUUGGAAACCGCACCCGCUUCGCCAUUCUUACCGGAUAGCGAGAAGCCGUAUAACCGGUUUACGAGGGGGUAUAUACAGGAUGAUCAUGUUCCGUUCAUGGAACGUGGUGUCAAGGUGUUGCAUAUCAUACCCACGCCGUUCCCGCCCGUGUGGCAUACUAUGGAUGAUGAUGGGGAACAUCUUGAUCUGCCGACUGUGAGGGAUUGGGCUAAGAUCAUGACGGCGUUUGUUGCUGAGUGGAUGGAUCUCGAUGGGGUGCUUUCGCAGGAAAGCUGCGCUGCGCAGAAGAAUAAAGACAGGGGGAGCAUGGAGAAAGACGAGCUCUAG